Messenger RNA from Brassica napus (rape), 807 nucleotides. RefSeq lists its product as uncharacterized. The coding region runs from base 1 to 807 and encodes 268 amino acids. NCBI's taxonomy places the organism in Eukaryota, Viridiplantae, Streptophyta, Magnoliopsida, Brassicales, Brassicaceae. Gene Ontology annotation, molecular function: zinc ion binding. The transcript has 2 exons. The record is from RefSeq and is a predicted model, not a curated record.
AUGGUGACAGCAGCUGCUACAGCGCAUAAGAUGCGUGAUUACAAGAAUUACUGUGACAAGAAAAGGGCUGCAAACAGUGAUUGCGCAAUCUACUUGGGUAAGAUGGGGACGACACAUUGGACGAGGACCUACUUCAAAGGCGAGAGGUAUAACAUAAUGACAAGUAACAUAGUUGAGCAGCUAAACAAUGCCUUGGUGGAAGGGAGAUCAUCCCCAAUUGUUGAGUUGGUGAUGUUUAUACAAGGGAUGAUGACAAGGUGGUUUAGUGCUCGUAGGAAGAAGUCUGAAAGGCACAGGGGGUUGAUGACUGUCGAAGUAGAUAAGGUGAUGAUCAAGAGCAUGGCGCUGGCUAGUGGCAGCAAAAUAAACUCGGUUUCGAGUGGGAGCAGUCAAAUAGUAGGUAAGUUUGGUGGUUAUGACAGUGUUGUCCUCAAUCAGAAAAAGUGUUCCUGCAAGUACCUUGAUAACAUGAAAAUACCAUGUGGUCAUGCCAUGCUCGCUGCUAACAACCUUGCGGUACCUUAUAAUACACUGGUUGGUCACUGGUACAAGACCGCAGCUUGGAGGGAAACGUAUGCAGGGGUGAUCAGUCCAAUUGGUGAUCCAAGGGAUGAAGAUAUUCCGGAAGUUGUGAGAAAGAAGGUUUUAAUGCCGCCGGUGACAAAGAGGCCAGCAGGACGGCGCAAGACAAAACGCUUCCUAUCAACGGGAGAGAUUCCUGGACCUAAUAUGAAGUCCGUACCAAACAGGUGUGGAAGAUGCAGAGGUAUAUGGCAUAACAGGACCAACUGUACUCGCCCAAUAUGA